AAGCCUAUGUUCACGUCUGACAGCAUGGACGAAGUUGCGACCAUUAUAAAAAAUAUAAUUGGAACACGCCAAAUAUCAAAUUCAUUAUUAGUGAGUGCAAGACGUAAACUAGAAUGUCUCGAGUCCAAAUUUGAGUCCACUUGGGCAAAUUCUGAUGAAAUGUAUACAACACGGGAGAUGACAAAUAUUGUCAAAGAUAAAACUGUAUUAAGCGAUGCUCAUACUCAAUACUUAGUUUAUUUUCGAAUUGCUGGUGACAAAUCAAAGACAGAUCCUGAUGAGGCGGAUUUUGAUAACAACAAAGUAUUCAGUAUGGAUUCAAACAUCGUAUUAACAGAUAGCGAUGCCGACAAUCAUAAGGUAUUCCGGGAUUAUGAGGAGUAUUAUGAAGAAGAAAUCUCAACAGAAAAGACCUUGACUGAUCCCAUUACAAGUUGGAUUUUGCCGAGUGGGAGAGAUGUUAGUUCCGGCUUAUUUUGGAAUAUUGGAUCUUUUGACGAGGACAUCGAAGUAAAAAAUUUGUUCUCAGAUGUCGAAUGGAAUGAGAUGAUUAAAGAUUUUAACUUAUUUGUUAACUUUAAAUCCCACUAA
This is a messenger RNA of Dentiscutata erythropus, 591 nucleotides long. The record is from the annotation of a GenBank genome assembly. Lineage: Eukaryota; Fungi; Glomeromycota; Glomeromycetes; Diversisporales; Gigasporaceae.